This is a messenger RNA of Saprolegnia parasitica CBS 223.65, 2391 nucleotides long. RefSeq lists its product as hypothetical. Gene Ontology annotation, molecular function: protein binding. NCBI's taxonomy places the organism in Eukaryota, Oomycota, Saprolegniomycetes, Saprolegniales, Saprolegniaceae. Gene Ontology annotation, cellular component: centriole. The coding region runs from base 19 to 2352 and encodes 777 amino acids. The transcript has 13 exons. Gene Ontology annotation, biological process: cell differentiation; protein export from nucleus. The record is from RefSeq and is a predicted model, not a curated record.
GGCUAAAAAGGCGUCGAAAUGCCACUCGAGCGCUUGACGCCGGACCUCGUCCGCGAGAUCGCGGCCGAGUACCCGACCUUGAGCAACCUCAACCUGUCGCGGAAUGAGAUCCGCGCGAUCGACUGCGACGUCUCGGCGUUGGCGUACGUGAGCCGCCUGAACCUGAGCCACAACCAGCUCACUCAGUCUCUCGAGUGGCUGCGCUCGGCGACCGCGUUGUCCAAGCUCGAUCUCGCGUACAACGACCUACAGCACAUGGACCAGCUCGAUGCGCUCCGUGGACUGCCGCUCCUUACGCACUUGACGCUCGAGGGCAACUUUCGCCUCGACGAGUCGCCCAACUACCGCGUUGCCGUCGCGACAAAGCUGCCGCAAGUGACGACCCUCGAUGACACGCCCUUGACUGCCGCAGAGAAGGAAGCGGCUAGAGAGGCGCGCGAGCCAGCGUCGGUGCCGAAUCAAAGUGUCAAGACGCUGACCGUCGAACCUUUCAACGAGACGAUCGCUUUGCUCCAAGACCGCGUAUCUGCGCUGCAAGAAGUGCUUCGACUCCAAGAAUCGCACGUCGUUGCAGCAGGACCAGGAUCGGCACCGACGUACGAACGACUCCUCACGCAGUGGCGCACCAAAGUCUUCGAGCUCCUCGUGGCCGCCAAGCGGUCCGAGGCCCUUCAAUACACUGUGCAGCAGCGUGCAUCCAGCCAACACCUCUCAAUCGAGUCGCAGCUAGCGCACACGACACAGCAGAACCAAGCGUUAGAGCAGCGAUUGCUGGAUGCACGCGCCGCCAUCAAGCUCCAUGAGCUCCAGACGUCGCAGCUGCGGCAAGAGAAGGCGCUCACCGAGGCCAAGCUGGCCAAAACGGUCACGCGGCUCCAAGACGAGCGAGCUCAUUUGCGAGCGACGAGCCACGCUGUAUUGGCCUUGCACCAGGACGACGGGCUGGUGAAGCAGCUCGAGCACGCGUUCACACGCCUGCACGAGUACAACCAGCGACUGGAACGAUUACUGCGGACGGUCGAGCUCGCUUCGGUAGCGCUCCAGCGCCAGUAUGUGCGUCUGCGCAACCAGCAAGCAGCCAUCGAAGCGGACAAGCGUGUGUGGAUCAAGCGGCUCCAAAAGCGCCCUCGAGCCGCUGAUGACGAGCCCAGGAUGCAGUCCGUGCGGCUUCGCAACGGCAUGGAGGAGGUCCUUCGCGCCGCGUUUCGUCGCCUCGAUCCGUACGACACGGGCUUGGUGCACGCGGCCAAGUACCUGCAAACCAUCAAGCGCGAUGUCUGCGUGCGCAACACUGUCGGCGGUCCCGCCGUCCUCGCGCAGCUCACCCAGCAAAUGGAGACAACGCUGAGGUCGUUGUAUCCGACGUCGCAUGCGACCGUGCACUGGACGUGGGGCGAGUUUCUUCUGGUGUUUUUGCCCGACCUCUCGGAUGCGCCAGUGCCAAUGGCCGACGUCGUCACUGUUGAUGACGUGCCUGUUUCAUUUGACGAGACAAGUCAUGAUGACGUGAUCCGUCGACCGACUGUCGACUUUGGCGUGUGGCCGCGUGACGCGCUGGAAGCACACGCGCGUCAGCUCGAACACGAGCGUGCCUUUCUCGUCGCCCGUCUUCAGGAAGACGCGCGGGAGCUCCAAGGACGCGUCGUCAAGGUGCAGUGCCAGUGGCAAGCCAAGACGGACGAUCUCGCACGUGCUUUGGCGGCACUCAAGACAACGAUGCAAGAGUCCGAGACGACACGCGUCUUUCGUGAGACGGAGCUCGCCCAGGUCAAGGCGGAGCUCUCGCAGCUCCAAACCGCACAUGCCGACCAAGUGCGCGAGCUGGAGGCGCAGUGCUCAAACCAGCGCAUCGAAUGGGACCGACGCGUGGCCGAGAAGGAUGCGCUGCUUCGAAAGACGCAGAGCGAUCAUCUGCUUGAGAUGGAGGACCUACUCGACCAAGUGCGCACCCUGCAAAAAGACAAUGCGAAGCAGGAGCUGCACAUUCGCCAGCUCGAGCGGCAGUGGGCCCGCGCCCAAGACCAAGCCGAGGCCAACGAGUCGGCCAAGGUCGAGUCUCUGACGCGCAAGUUGGAAAAGCGGGAUGCCGAGCUCAUGAAGGUGCGGCGGGAACGGAAUGCGCUGCUCGCGACGCUGCGGGACCAGGAGAAGAAGCCGCGCCCUCGGUCGGUCGAGAUCGAGCCACCAACCUCGCGCACCGACAGCGGGUCCGAGCGUCCACAACCACGACCACCCCAGGAGGCAAUGGCGGACGCACCGAUUGCGACUCGCUUGGAAGCGCUUUCGAGCAUGGCCAAGUCCUGGCUCACGAACGACGAGGAUGACGCCAUCUUUAGCGGCCCCGAAGUCUAAGCGGCACGAAGGAGUGAUGCCCUACGAAAAACGUCCUAC